Emys orbicularis (European pond turtle) is the source of this 1983-nucleotide messenger RNA. RefSeq names its product solute carrier family 27 member 1 (gene SLC27A1). Gene Ontology annotation, cellular component: mitochondrial inner membrane; plasma membrane. Gene Ontology annotation, molecular function: long-chain fatty acid-CoA ligase activity; fatty acid transmembrane transporter activity; long-chain fatty acid transmembrane transporter activity. The record is from RefSeq and is a predicted model, not a curated record. The coding region runs from base 1 to 1983 and encodes 660 amino acids. The transcript has 13 exons. Gene Ontology annotation, biological process: adiponectin-activated signaling pathway; phosphatidic acid biosynthetic process; medium-chain fatty acid transport. Lineage: Eukaryota; Metazoa; Chordata; Testudines; Emydidae.
AUGACAAGGUACCGGGGCGGGGGAGUCGGAGCUCGGGAAAGAAUGCACAUGAUUGGGGUUUGCACUGCUUCCCUGGGCUCACUUGGGCUUAUGCGGUUUUUUGGUGUGCCCUGGUCAUGGAGUCUGGCAGCCACGCUGGGCGUUUACAUUGGCAGCGGAGGAUGGAGGUUUCUCCGUAUCAUCUUUAAGACGGCUCUGAGGGAUCUCUUUGGCCUCUCGGUGCUGAUACGAGUCAAGUAUGAGUUGCGAAAGCAUCAGCGAACCAAAAACACUAUUCCAAAGAUCUUCCACGAUGUCGUCUGCAGGCACCCUGACAAAGUGGCUCUGAUCUAUGAGGCCAAUGAUGAGAAAUGGACGUUCCGGCAGCUGGAUGAGUAUUCCAAUGCUGUAGCUAACUUCUUCUACCAGCAGGGGUUCCGUCUGGGUGAUGUCAUUGCCAUCUUCAUGGAGAGCCGUCCCGAGUUCGUGGGCCUCUGGCUUGGGAUGGCAAAAGUUGGUAUUGAGGCAGCUCUCAUUAACUUCAAUUUGCGUCUGGAUUCUUUGGUUUACUGUGUGACAACCUCAGGGGCAAAGGCUGUGAUCUUUGGAGGAGAGCUGGCUGCAGCAAUAUCUGAAGUGAAUGGGAUGCUGGGCAAGAACAUGGUGAAGUUCUGCUCUGGAGAUUUUAACCCAGACUCUGUCCCUGUGGAGACUAAAUACCUUGAUCCUCUUCUGAGUACUGCAUCGAAAUCUCCUCCAGAUCAGAUUGCAGCCAAAGGUUUAGAUGAUCGGCUCUUCUAUAUCUACACAUCUGGCACGACAGGAAUGCCAAAGGCUGCCAUUGUGGUGCACAGCAGGUACUACCGCAUAGCUGCCUUUGGGUACUAUGCCUACAGAAUGCGCCCUGAGGAUAUCCUCUACAACUGCCUGCCACUCUAUCACUCAGCAGGUAACAUCAUGGGAGUCGGACAGUGUCUAAUCCAUGGCCUCACUGUGGUGAUCAGGAAGAAGUUCUCAGCCAGUCGCUUUUGGGAUGAUUGUACAAAAUACAAAUGCACAAUUAUUCAGUAUAUUGGGGAGAUCUGCAGGUAUCUUCUGAACCAGCCAGUACGGGAGGCAGAAGCACAACAUCACGUGCGACUUGCAGUGGGAAAUGGAUUGAGACCCACAAUAUGGGAAGACUUUACAAGGCGCUUCAGAAUUAAACAGAUUGGGGAGUUCUAUGGAGCCACAGAGUGUAAUUGCAGCAUUGCUAACUUGGAUGGAAAGGUUGGAGCCUGUGGUUUCAACAGCCGGAUUUUGCCCAAUGUUUAUCCCAUUCGCUUGGUGAAGGUAAAUGAAGACACCAUGGAGCUGAUCCGUGACUCUAGUGGGCUCUGCAUCCCCUGCUGCCCAGGGGAGCCAGGCCUUCUUGUGGGUAGAAUAAACCAGCAGGACCCCUUGCGCAGGUUUGAUGGCUAUGUCAAUGAGAGUGCCACCAAUAAGAAGAUAGCAUGCAAUGUGUUCCAAAAAGGGGACCGGGCAUACCUUUCAGGAGACGUGUUAGUGAUGGAUGAACUUGGUUACAUGUACUUCAAAGACCGUAGUGGGGACACAUUUCGGUGGCGAGGGGAAAAUGUCUCCACCACAGAAGUAGAGGGAAUCCUGAGUCACAUCCUCAGUCAAACGGAUGUUGCAGUGUAUGGAGUGGAGGUACCAGGGGUUGAAGGGAAAGCUGGAAUGGCAGCAAUAGCAGAUCCAAAAGCGAAACUGAGUCCUAAUGCUUUGUAUCAGGAGCUACAGAAGGUGCUGCCUCCCUAUGCACGGCCCAUCUUUCUUCGUCUCCUGCCUCAAGUUGACACCACAGGCACAUUCAAAAUCCAGAAAACCCGUUUACAGAGAGAAGGAUUUGACCCUCAUCAAACAUCAGACCGGUUAUAUUUUCUCGAUCUAAAGUUGGGAAAAUAUGUUCCAUUGGAUGAAUGCCUCUUUGAAAGGAUCCGUGCCAGAAAGGUCGCUCUGUGA